Messenger RNA from Salvelinus fontinalis (brook trout), 1352 nucleotides. Its product is annotated as gastrula zinc finger protein XlCGF17.1-like. The annotation marks the transcript as partial. The transcript has a single exon. The record is from RefSeq and is a predicted model, not a curated record. Gene Ontology annotation, biological process: regulation of transcription by RNA polymerase II. Gene Ontology annotation, molecular function: DNA-binding transcription factor activity; RNA polymerase II cis-regulatory region sequence-specific DNA binding. NCBI's taxonomy places the organism in Eukaryota, Metazoa, Chordata, Actinopteri, Salmoniformes, Salmonidae.
CAGACCUCUGGGCAUCACCUUUUACCUCAAAUACACAGUGGAUUUCUACUGUUGCAGGCCUUUAACCAUCUGUCUGACCUUGUUGUUCACACAGGAGAGAGAUGUGACUAUCGUGGAUCCUCUGGGGAGCCUCGACAACAUCAUGUGGCAGAGAAAAGUCUCUCCAGAUCAGAACUCCUCAAGAAACACCAGCAGAGGCCCACAGGGAAGAAAUCUAUUUGCUGCUCUGACUGUGGGACACGUUGCAAAUCUUCAUCAGAACUUAAAAUUCAUCAGAGAACACACACAGGAGAGAAACCUUAUAGCUGUGAUCAAUGUGGGAGGAGUUUUACUCAGUCAGGCUCCCUGAAAUCACACCAUAGAACACACACAGGAGAGAAAUCUUAUAGCUGUGAUCAAUGUGGGAAGAGUUUUACUACAUCUAGCAAUCUGACUGCACACCAGAGAACACACACAGGAGAGAAACCAUAUAGCUGUGAUCAAUGUGGGAAGAGUUUUGCUAAAUCUAGCCAUCUGACUACACACCAGAGAACACACACAGGAGAGAGACCUUAUAGCUGUGAUCAAUGUGGGAAGAGUUUUACUGCUUCUGGCUAUCUAACUAUACACCAUAGAACACACACAGGAGAGAAACCUUAUAGCUGUGAUCAAUGUGGGAAGAGUUUUUCUUCUUCUUGCUAUCUAACUAUACACCAUAGAACACACACAGGAGAAAAACCAUAUAACUGUGAUCAAUGUGGGAAGAGUUUUACUUGGCCAAAAAGCCUGAAUAUACACAAGCGGACACACACAGGGGAAGAGAUACUCUGAUUAAAGAUCUCUGAUUAAACAUCAAAUACAUGAUGUAGUUGUUUCAUGAUAUCAAUUAAAUAAUGUCACAAUGUAGAAUGUUUUAACAUUGUAGUAGGAGAAUUUUAAUGAUGUCACAAUGUAGAAGCCUAAAUAUUUGUCCCUGUUACACUUCCCACGUUGGUGACCCACUUGAAUCAAAAUGCAACACUUCAAAAUGUAGCGAUCUGUUUUCUACAAGUUGUCCUCUCACCAGGGAUGUACACAUUACUCCCAGAUUCGGUGUGGUUUUUGAGCUGUUAGUUUUAACAGGACGUGCACACAAAUGACUUCAACAUGAUAUCGUUGAGUGAUGACAAAUAAGUGUUGCGUUCCUUUGUUUAGCGACCCCUAAAUUUAAAUGCAUCCCUCCAAAAUGUAGCUGACUGUCUUCUGCAGGUUGACCUCUAAUCAGUGAGGUAAAAGAUAUCUCCCAUUUCCAUGGUGUCCAUGGUGAGUUUUCGGAUUCAAUAAAGAGAAUUUUGAGAGAAAAAAAUAAUACUAUUGUGUAUUAUUAUAUAUAA